GUUUCUGAUAAAUUAGCUUAACCCUCGCACAAUUAUUUGACUUCAGAGCUACUAUCUACUAUACCAGUUUUUCUUCAUCGAUUGUUUCUUUUGGUCCGCAAGCUGAACUCAGAACGCACAAACUAAAAUACUUUCAGACAAAAUCAUGCACACCUACUCAUUGCAACUAGUCAUCGGUUUCAUCGCAUCUUUCGUACGUCCAAGUGCACAGUUGACUGUGACUCAACCUCAAUCGGGGACUGUAUGGCACUUACAUUCGUCCAAUCAAGUACAGUGGAAAAGCGUUCAGACCGACCCCUCAAGCAUUGCUAUCAAGAUUGUCAACAAUAAUCCUUCAACCUAUCCAACAGGUUUCAGUCAAGAGGUCAAGGAUGGAAUAAAUACGGCUGAAAACAAGUUUAAUCUCGAUAAACUACCAGGAAUCAAGCCCGGUAAAGGUUACCAAGUGAACAUCAUGAGUUCGGAGGGCACCAUCCUCGCCCAAAGCGCUCAGUUUAGUAUCAACGGUUCUACUGAGACGACUAAGGAGCACACUACCACCAAUAUCCCAACCGCCGUACAACCUACCAUUUCCGCUUCGGCUGCUAGCGGUACGGCUUCUGCAAGUGAUGCUAGUAUGAUCAAAGAGAUACCUGGCCUCUUUACCAUAUUUCUUUGUUCAUUUUUUGGUUUGAUGGUUCUUCUUUAAUCUGCCAAAUCUUAUAUAAUCGUUUUUUUUCUGUUUGCUUUUACACUUCAUUUCUUUUGACUAUCACGAUAGACAUUUUCAACUUUGGUUUUUUUCUCCUCUUCUUUUUUGAUACCUUCCAUUUUUUUCUUUCAGAUUCAAGAUUCUCGGUAGACUCCUAUAUUGUUCAAUAUAUCAGAUCAAAAUUGCUACUUUUGAAUUCAUCCCGAGUUUUGAUAAGAUUGAAGACAUAGGUAAAUGUAUAACAAGAUAUGUGUUAACCU
This is a messenger RNA of Melampsora larici-populina 98AG31, 951 nucleotides long. RefSeq lists its product as uncharacterized. The transcript is spliced from 4 exons. The record is from RefSeq and is a predicted model, not a curated record. The coding region runs from base 146 to 688 and encodes 180 amino acids. Lineage: Eukaryota; Fungi; Basidiomycota; Pucciniomycetes; Pucciniales; Melampsoraceae.